AGUUUUCUUUCUUGUUAAUCUCAUUGCUGAAGCGCUGACCUCCCUCUCCCUCUUGCUUUCCUGAAAGUACGUGACAUUCUUUCCUAACUUUCCCCAGCAGUUCACUCUAGAGCACCUUGCUCGUAUGCACUGUCCUCUUGCUAGUUUAGAGCUUUAUGUCCCCCUUGCUACAUCUGUGCUUUCUUCACUCCCCUUCUUGUGAUCCUAGCGUAUCCUUCUCCUCUGCACUACUGCCAAUUCUGGACAACCUGCUUUUCUACAAUAUCCUGUAUGCAUUCAGGCUCUCUUUAUGCCCCUGAUAUCUCAGGACUCCCUAUUUCUCUAUAAUUUAUCUUUUAUUUCACAUAUUUCCUGUUCUCCUACACUCCUAAUUUCCUUGCUAUACUUUCUGCUGCUCUAUAGUACAUCUGCACCUCUGAUUUUGCCACCAACGCCACAUCCCACAUAUUCCUGCUUUUUUUAAUUUUCCUUCUUGCAAUCCAAGUAUCCUUUUCACCUCAGUUUCCCUGUUCCUGCCAACUCGGGACCAUCCUUCUGUCAUCAGAGUCAAUGGGACGCUCCCACAGCUGAGUUUGUGCAUAAAAAAUAUACAGUAUGCAUUUCAUGGAUAUCAGCAAAAGCAAUUCUUGUGAGAGAAAACGGGAGCCGCUGUGUUCACUUUUAAAACAGUCAGAUACCCCUGGAGUCAUACAUCAUAAAAAAAUAAAGGGAUGGAUCUAUGCAGACAGCACAGAGAUGUGCUCAGAGCAGACGAAGCAACCAAAAAAUCUCGGCACUUUGACUAUGGAAAGAGAGACACUCGAUGGCUAUGUAACUAGUGAUAAUGAACUUGCACCCGAAAGGGAACACUCCAACAUGGCGAUUGACCUGACCUCCUGCACACCCAAUGGGCAGCACUCAUCACCCACUCAUUUGGCAAAAACAAACUCAGUAAAGAUGGAGAUGCAGAGCGAUGAAGAAGGAGAGAGAAAGCCUUUACGCCGGGAAACCCCGCUGCAGGAUGACGAGGGUUGCCAAGAAGAACAGAUAGCUGAAACCAAUGGGAUCUCUGAGAGCCGUAACAGUCAGGAGAUGUCCAUGGAUGGCGGCAUCCGGCUUCCAAAUGGUAAACUGAAAUGUGACGUCUGUGGCAUGGUUUGCAUUGGUCCCAAUGUGCUAAUGGUCCACAAGCGGAGUCACACGGGUGAACGUCCCUUCCACUGUAACCAAUGUGGAGCCUCAUUUACUCAGAAAGGGAAUCUUCUGCGUCACAUAAAGCUUCACUCUGGGGAGAAACCCUUCAAGUGUCCCUUCUGCAGCUACGCCUGUCGUCGGAGAGACGCCUUAACCGGUCAUCUCAGGACACAUUCUGUGGGCAAACCUCACAAGUGCAACUACUGCGGCCGUAGCUACAAGCAGCGCAGCUCCCUAGAGGAACACAAGGAGCGAUGUCACAACUACUUGCAAAAUGUGGGAAUGGAGCCCGUCCAGGGCAUGGGCCACCACGCUUCUCCCAUGGACGAGUGUAAGAAUCCAGAGACGCUGAUGGAAAACAACAUGUCUCUGAUACCAUUUGAGAGACCGGCUGUCAUAGAGAGACUUGCCAGCAACAUGGGCAAGCGUAAGAGCUCCACCCCACAGAAGUUUGUGGGUGAGAAGCUCAUGAGAUAUGGAUACCCAGAUCUGAACUAUGAGAUGCAAUUAGCCUAUGAGAAGGAAGCAGAGCUCAUGCAAUCACAAAUGAUGGAUCAAGCUAUCAACAAUGCCAUUACUUACCUUGGAGCUGAUGCCCUGCGCCCACUGAUGCACCAUUCAGCUGGCACCUUGCCUGAGGUUUCACCUGUUAUCAGCUCAGUUUACCCUCAAAUGUAUCAUCCCAGUAGAAUGGAGAGGCCAACAAGUAGGGAGACGUCAGACAGCAAUGACAACAAUAAUGAUGGACCCAUCUCCCUCAUCAGACCAAAGAGUCAUCCUCGGGAGAGAGAUGCAUCACCCAGCAACAGCUGUUUGGAUACCACUGACUCAGAGAGCAGCCAUGAAGACAGGCAAUCCUACCAAGGGAACCUUGCCUUAAACUCCAAAAGGAAACAGAGCCCAAGCUAUUCUAAGGAAGAUGGCAAAUCAUUAGAUGCCUCCAAAGCCAGUGUAGGCUCUUCCAAGGACAUCUACAAAGUCUUCAACAGUGAAGGUGAACAAAUAAGAGUCUUCAAAUGUGAGCACUGUCGGGUACUUUUCCUAGACCACGUCAUGUAUACUAUUCAUAUGGGUUGCCACGGGUAUCGGGACCCAUUGGAGUGCAACAUUUGUGGUCACAGGAGUCAGGACCGCUAUGAGUUCUCCUCACACAUUGUCCGAGGGGAGCACCCUUUUCAUUAACUCAGAACUAGAAGGGGUUUGAAUGAAGUAGAACUGCACAUGAAGGAGUGCUGCACUUAAUCAUCCACUUUCCUCCCACAUAUUAUGUACUCCUAAAGGAUUUAUUUUAGAUAUAUUUUUAUUUUUCAUUUUCUUAUAUACUGGCUUUAGAUUUUCUGUAUAAAAACAAACUUUUCAAUCCUCCAAGAAAUCAAUACAGAAAGAAAAUUCACUAUCCACCACCACAUGGCUGUUACACAGAAACCAAAAAUAGUCAUCGCUAGCUCUUAUGUGGCUAAAACAGUUGAUUUUGCUGUGAUAACAAUAGCACAACCCUCCUAUACAUUGAGUGGUCUUAUUGAUAAUAACUUGUUUGAAAAUGAGGGUCCAAAUAAUUACAUGGCCCCACAGACACAUUAAGAUUGUCUUGACCAUUGAUUUAUCCUCAGCUUUGGUUUACUGAAAGACUGGCUAAAAGUAAUUGCAAUGAUAACGUGAUUUAAGGUACAGAAAAAUUAUUUUCUCUAAAUAUGGAUUCAUAAUUGACAUUAUACAGCAUAGCUUUCUACACUCAACCUCACCUCUUGCCUAUUUACCCAUAAGGCAAGUUCACAUUCAUUUCAAAAUAUAUUGUAGCCUUCUUUAUACAAUUUGUGUAUAGAGUUGGUACUUUUUAAAAUAUUUUUGUCUAUCUAUUCUGCUAUAACAAGCAGGAAACCUGUUAACCAAUGAAAUCACUCCAUGUAUACAUACCAUGUAUUAUUUUUUUGUUACAUCAUGUGCAACAAGGAGUUAAAGUACAUGGAAGGAAUAUAUGUGAGGAAUAAUGUGUCAUCUUAACCAUGAUUAUUCCUGUGCUAGUAUGUAUGGUAUUUUGUGUCUAUUUUACAGAACCUGAAGAGCUUUUUAAUAAGGAUUUCAUUUACAUCUACCUUGUAUGUAAUUCUAACCUAACAAUGCUGGAAAUAUUUUUAGCUACGAAAAAACAAUCUAUUUUACAUAUAAUUUCGGAAUAUAUUAAAUAUUGUUCCUCAAACUUUUUCAACUAUUUAAAUCAACAAAAGUACCCCAUACUUACCUACUUUUAAUGUACAAUUUAAAGACACUAUUGAAAAAUAAAUUAUUUUUAAAUAGGUACUUUUUUUCAAUAGUCAAAAGGACAAAUACAAAAUAAAAUGUGACCAUACAAACAUUUAUAGUCAUAUUGCAUGUUUUGGAAUACUUACACUCAAAUUGAUAUUAUUUCAUUUAUACUGUGCAGCAAAGACAGGCCAGGGCACCUUCCUAGUUUGUUAAAUAUUGAAAAGCCAAUCAGAGUAUGCGUGUGUAUAUAUAUAUAUAUAUAUAUAUAUAUAUAAAACAUUUAAAUAUAUAUAUAAACUGACUUCUCUUGAGGCUAGGGAAGAUAAGUACUCUCCAAAAUAUAUUGUGGCAAAUAUAUAUGAAAAGGGGAAUGUUUAAUAUGGCUUUGCAAAAUAUCAAGCUUUUGGUAAUAACACAAUUGCUACCAGUACUGUGAAUCCCUAUAUAGCUUGAUUUCGCUCUCUGCAUUUAAUGUUUACAUUUAUAUGACAUGAGAAAUUGCUCCUUGUUUUGUAGUGUACAGUUUACAGAACAUAUGUACUUACCUUCUGUCUUGAACAUAUCUGAACCCCUUCAAGCAUGUAACUGCAUUUCAGAUAUAUUUAUUGUCUUAAAUUCUGACUUUUAUUAUUAUGUGUUGUUUUUUUUAGUAAUAAUUAUGUGCCCUGGGAAGGUUUUUUCCCCCAACAAUAUUCAUCAUUAUUUAUUUUUAUAUUAAAUUCGAUAAGCCUUAUAAAGCCAAUAAAAUCUUCUAAUCAGAAGUUAUGUUUUGGGCAGACCUUCUAAAUGUAAAAAUCAGUAUCACUACCUUAAAACAACUAAUAUUAUUGUAGCUACAAAUUAGAACAUGAGCAAAUAUGCAUGUUCAGGUAAACUGUGCACUACUAAAUCAAAGUUGUAUUUUCUCAUGGAUUAAUGUCCUGAAAAAUACAAUUAACAGUUAACAGCUGCCCUUCUAUUUUCUAAAUUUCACAGCCAAUCUUAGUUUAUUUCUCUAUAGGAUGAUGGUAUAUAGCCGUUGCCUUUAAUCUUAAUCUGUUGCACCUGAAUACUUGUUUAAGUCUAACUAAGAAAUAUUUGAAUAUACCAUAAACAGUCUUAAUAUUUGUUACUGCUAAGUGAUAUAUUUUUGCACAUAAACCACAUUGAGUUCAAUUAGAUGUAUUUAUUUUAACUCUGGUGCUGAUUUUCCUUUCUAUCUAACCCUUUUCUGCAAAUCCUGUCAUCACCGUUGUCCAUAAAUCAGUCUGCUGACACAGUAGCAAGUUCUCACUCUGACUAUUUCUGAUUACAUUUGAGGAACCAUGGUUAAGCCUUAAGGUAGAUCUAUUUAUCUCUAUCUAAUCAAUCUAUCUGUCUGUCUAUAUUAAUAUUCACAGUACAGUUUUUAAUGGGCCACAUUAAAGUUUACACAAUGUAGCUAACCUCACAGGCCUUUCUAUACAGAAAUCUCUGUAGAUUGUAAUAUUGAUUCUAAUACACCACUAAAAGUUAUCAUUGAUAAUGAAUACUGUGAUUGGUCUCAAGUAAUUUAAAAUAACAAAACCUAAAGCUGCUAACCCAUGGAGAUUAUGGUAAAAUUACCCACAAUAAGAACAAUUUGUUGCAUUUCUACUGAAAAUACUGUGAGUUUAAGGUUAUAUUGAAAUUGUUUAUUGCUGUACUAAUCACCUUCAAUGAUAGUUGUAUUUAAUCUUGUAAUUAAAACGUUGUGUCUAACCUCUUUUGAUGCUGAAGGGGCAAAUUAUUCCACAAGCCUGUGUUUAGUAGUUGGGGCUGAAAAGUGCCUCAUCUGUUUGUAAAAUGGGAUGUCUGUUAGAGGUAUGCCCACAGUGUCCCAGUUGUCUUGGCCUUUUAGUUUAUGUAGAGGUUGCUAUACUUCUGUGUGGGCACAAUCCAUCCAAAAAGAUUAAGUUCACUUCAAAUUCAGUUGGACCAUUUAAUCCCAAACUUACCUCAACUAGCAUCCUGCCUGAUAAUAUACUGUCUAUCUGCUAUGCACUUACUGAUGCCCUUUGUCUUUUUGUGCACACUGUAACAAAGGACGGACUAUUGUAGUGGACAGUUGAUUUCUGUGUCUUUAUAGUUAAAAUCUUAGUUUUAUUGCCGUCACCUUGUUGUCAUGUAGUGACAUUCCUAACUAACUGAUGCUAUAAGAGAUGUGCCAAACAUGAGACCUGUUAAGUUCACUUGGGAACCUAUCACAUUUAUACUAUUAUACACACAUACUGUGUUGUAUGAAGAAGUAUAUUUACAUACCAUGGGGGGGGGGACAUAUGAAAAUGGUGUAAAACAUAUUGGUAUAGAUUACGAGUAGAGAGCAAAAUUGUGCUUUCGCAAGCACGAUAUUUGCGAUCCACUCAGUAAUACCAGCACACGCAAAUAUGCGUUGGUAUUACAUGUUAAGCGCAAUGAGAGCACAAUCUCACAUUCACAUUGCCUGGAAGGAUUGCACUCAAGAGAGUCUGAUCCCAUAAGCUUUAAUAGAAGCCUCGCUCUGAUGCCGUGAGGCACGGCAAAGAACCUAGCGCAGCACAGGGGGUAAGUCACACAGCAUUGGGCAGCAAAUUUAAAAUAUAUAUGUAUAUGAAUAUAUACGUAUAUAUUUAUAUGUGUAUAUACACAUUAACACAUAAAUAUAUAUGUAUAUAGUCAUAUACAUAUAUAUUUGCAGUUUAAAGCACAGUCCACAUAGACCGCUAUGUAAAGGCACUUUUCAGUGCUGUUUUUUUUCUCCAACACCCCACAUCCCCUCACUUUAACCCCUUAUAACUACUUGGUAAAGUUGGGUUUUUUUACAAAAAAUAAAGAUGCUCAUAUUUUUUUUAUACAAGGAACUGUAAAUUUUAUUAUGGGGGGGGGGCAAUUAGUGGACAUUUUGUAAUUAACCAGAGGUCUAUCCUCUGGUUAACUGCUUUUAGAGCAAAGUGCUACAGCAAGUUUGCCCCUUUACGGGUGCACGUUAAAAUAACGCUCCACUUGUAAUCUAGCCCAUUAUGUAUAUCACUGUCCACAACAGGGGUGGGGAAUCUAUGGCAUGAGUUCCCAAAGUGACACUGAUAAUACAUUUGCUGUCACUCCAUACCUGGGCUAUCCCCAUAUUGCUUGAUUUUUUUCGCUACAAUAAAUUAUUUUUAUUAUAAAUUAAGAUUUACUUGCUUAUAUAUACAUUAUGGAGUUAAUUUUUAAAAAAUUUGUAUUACUUAUUUAAUAUCUCAUUACAUUAUUGUGGGCACUUGAGGAAACAUUUUAUAACAUUAUCACCAGUGUGGGCACACACUUAAAAAUGUUUGCCACCCCUACCCAAUAAAAUAAGCUAACUGGAAAUCAUGUAUGUCACAUCUCUAGUGAAUUGUUUUCUAGCCUUUUUUCAAAUUACAGAGGCCUGCUCCACAUUUACCUCAUCACUAUUUCCUCUGGCACUUAAUAAGACCAAGCCACUGAUAGGUGCUGGACCUACCUGCAGGUAACCUGUGUAUAACUAAUGUUGUGAAGGUUUCUCUUUGGAACAUCAACCCUGAUCCUAACAGUGGGUUAUAUGAUUUAUUUUAUGUUUAAUGCACCUGUUUGUUCAUAAACUGUACAGUCUGUUUACAUAUUUUUGUACUGAAAUGUAGUUUUAUAUUUAAAGCUUAAAAAGGACAACAAAAGGCUAAAUUUGUAUAGUUUGUGAGAAUCAGACAUCUUUUAGUACAUAUUCUUUGUAAUAUGAUAACUGUGUAAUAUUUUAUUGAUCUUGUAUAUCUGUUUAUUUGCAUUUAUUUUUGUUGGUUUUCAGUUUAGGUUUUAAAUGUAAUUAUUUUAUUAUUAUUUUUUCUUUUGCUCAAAAUUGUAUAACUUUGUAUAAAAGACUGGAAUCUUUUAAUGCUUUUACUUCGACAGAGAUUUUAAAGAAGUAUGUAAUUGUAAAAAAAAUGUUUAACACAAUAACAUACAGUAAUAUUUUCAAUAUACAAACACAUACAAAUAUUUCAUCCAUCUAUCUAUCUAUCUAUCUAUCUAUCCUUGUCUUUGUUUUCUGCACACACUUCCUUAUCUACCUUGCAAAAUGAGAACUUAAUACAUGCCAAAAAACAUGCAAUGAGACAAAACAUUUCAUUUUAUAUAUAGCUCCAAAAAAUAUGAAAAAUAUAGUUGUAUACAAAUAAUUUAUAAAUCUUUUUAUGCUGACUCCAUGUAAA
This is a messenger RNA of Bombina bombina (fire-bellied toad), 7598 nucleotides long. RefSeq names its product IKAROS family zinc finger 2 (gene IKZF2). Gene Ontology annotation, biological process: regulation of transcription by RNA polymerase II. Bases 595 to 2355 code for a protein of 586 amino acids. The record is from RefSeq and is a predicted model, not a curated record. The transcript is spliced from 9 exons. NCBI's taxonomy places the organism in Eukaryota, Metazoa, Chordata, Amphibia, Anura, Bombinatoridae. Gene Ontology annotation, molecular function: DNA-binding transcription factor activity; RNA polymerase II cis-regulatory region sequence-specific DNA binding.